ACAGUAACGGUUGUGGUGGAGAAUAUGGGGAGAAUGAACUACUGGUGGAAGCAACCAAGCGAUGUGCGGAAAGGACUAUCUUCAGCACCUGAUAUCACUUUUGAGGACGGGGAGGGGGAUACGGAUGAUAUGGAACCGUCGUCGUACACCAUCUAUACUCUACCAAUGACACGCGACCUUAUUUAUAAAGCGAAUUGGACAACGAUUCCGCAGACGACUCCGGAGGCAAACAGUCAGGGAAGCGUCAACCCGAUUUCACUGCAGCCCGGCACAUUCUACCGUGGGUCCCUGACCAUCACAGGGGGUCUGAGAGGAGGAACGAUGUUGGACAUGAGAGGGUUUGGAAAGGGAUUUGUAAUUGUUAACGGUUUUAAUCUUGGCCGCUUCUGGUCUGAAGUAGGUCCGCAGUACUCACUGUACUGCCCGGAGUCCAUCCUAAAGGUGGAUGCGCCGAAUGAAGUGAUUGUGUUUGAACAGAGUCUGUCCUUUUCGGAAAAGCGAAAACCACCGACGGUACACUUCACAAACGUGAACUAUGAUGUGUUUGACGUUGAAAAAGGUGUAACUGCAAGCGAUGUAAUUGGUUUUUUCCCUGACAAGGAAGAUGAAAGAUGUAACUGCGCUUUUAACCAGACUGCUCUCCAUAAUAUUGAUCCGAGGUUUUCUGCGAUUGGGGGGGAUAAUACAAUGAUUGCAAGUACUUUUACACCGUUUGUUUUGCUUGGUUUUCUUCUUUUGAAGGUAUCCGUAUUUCCCUGA
Messenger RNA from Trypanosoma theileri, 759 nucleotides. RefSeq names its product beta-galactosidase. The record is from RefSeq and is a predicted model, not a curated record. Gene Ontology annotation, molecular function: beta-galactosidase activity. Lineage: Eukaryota; Euglenozoa; Kinetoplastea; Trypanosomatida; Trypanosomatidae. Gene Ontology annotation, cellular component: vacuole. The transcript has a single exon. Gene Ontology annotation, biological process: carbohydrate metabolic process. The annotation marks the transcript as partial.